Molecule: messenger RNA, 3518 nt
Organism: Oncorhynchus mykiss (rainbow trout)
Lineage: Eukaryota; Metazoa; Chordata; Actinopteri; Salmoniformes; Salmonidae
Gene: npdc1a
Product: neural proliferation, differentiation and control, 1a
Cellular component (GO): membrane
Source: RefSeq, a predicted model, not a curated record
ACCAUACUCCGACUUGGAUUUUUGGAUGAAAGCGACCAAAUUUGGAGCCCAGUAUCCGCUCAAAGGGAACUACUGGGAGCCCCAACCAUAUGUUUUUUUUAUUUUACCUUUAUUUAACUAGGCAAGAUCAGUUAAGAACAAAUUCUUAUUUUCAAUGACGGCCUAGGAACAGUGGGUUAGCUGCCUGUUCAGGGGCAGAACGACCUUUCUAUGGCAUUAUAAUCAUGGACUUUCCAUUGCGUUUCUUAUCUUGCAAACAAGAUAACAUUGCUGCCCCCUCACCCUUGCUACAGUGAUAUCAUCGGUGAUGGUAGAACAUGAGUUAAAGUCUAUGUUCAUUUAUGUGCGACUGAUAGUGGUUAAUCCAGAGACAAUGUAAUAAACUGUUUUUGGUCAAACAUUGGAGGCAACAGCAGAAAACACCUGCAUUUCGCCUACCUGCCUGCGCUCGGUCUGUUAGAUUGGCAAACCUGUUUUACCAAACCUGUUUUCUAAUCGCGUCAUGACGCCGACACCAAGAUUUUACGUAGCCUACCGCCGCAGUUCACCGUGCCUCUCCAUCUGAUCUCUCCGUUGCAGAAUUCCCCUUGCUUCAAUUUGCCCACCGCGAUCUUUAGCGGUGCUACGGAUUAACCAGCGGCUCAUAGACCGUGAACCGGACUGUCCACUAGUGUAGGAUUUAUUUGUCACGGAAAACACUUCGCACUGAAAACGAGUAGGGGGAAUGAUGACCAACCCUAUGCCCCGGUGUCUGGCUCACGGUUCCUAAAGAAGUCCUCUCAAGGAUGCUGCCUUCGAAGCGGAUCGAACGACAACCCCGGGCCUCGCUUCAGCCCGGGGUUCUCCUGUGUAUCAUUCUCGCCACUGUCAGUGCAAGUAUGCCAGCUAGUAGGGGUAAGUGCCCGGACCACAUAGACUGUGCCCGCGAGGGGCGGCACUUCUGCAAACCUGGCACAUCCUACUGCGGCCCGUGUCUCAAUCCAUUGGACGAGAACGAGGAAGGAUUGUGUGUGGCAAGGACGAGCCGCCGUCACCAUGGUAAAGUCACAUCCUUCUCUGAUCUAGAUGAAGAGAUUGACUUCCUUCACUCUGUCAUUGCCAAACAGGAAGUGUCUGAGGUCAAACAAUCAAAACAAUCAGACACCCGCUCCAAGGCAGCUAGGACUCAGACAGAGACUCCCAGAAUGAGAGGGCAGGUCCAACCCUCGGCAGGGCAGCCCAACACCACCCAGCCCUCCACCCAGGCCCCCCAGCCUGCCACCGGGGCUCUGGGCAGGGUUGGAGCGGGAGGACCUGAUGGCCUCAUAGCCGUCCCAUACACCUCCAAGGACAGUCUCCUCGUCAUUAUGAUCUCUGUGUGUGUCGUCUUUGGCGCCGCAGGCCUGAUCUUGGCUUCAGUUUUCUGGGUCAGGCUGCAGAAGGAAUCCCAUCUGGCCCAGAAGGUAGAUUACCCUGCAUUUGGAAGCCAUGGGAAUGGAACAGCCAACAGGCCUUCAUCGGGGGAUAAGAAGUUGGCCCAGAGUGCCCAGAUGUACCACUACCAGCAUCAGAAACAGCAGAUGCUCUCCAUGGAAAAUCAUAAAUCGGAACCAAAGGUCGCCGACUCAGAAGUCACGUCAGAAGAGGAGGAAGUGGACGGAGACUUCACUGUGUACGAGUGCCCUGGACUGGCACCGACUGGAGAGAUGGAAGUGAAGAAUCCUUUGUUUAACGACUCUACACUACACUACCAAGGGAAUCCCAUGUGAAACCCAUAGAUGUUCAUGCCUGCACACACACACACACACACACACACACACACACACCAUUUCUUGUACUCUGGAAGAAUAGCACGUGAACUCUCCAAUCUUAGAACUGGAUGGGCUUAUAUAAGAGGAAAUGAAGAGGCAGGAGGUUGACAGAUGUAUGAAACUCAAGAUAUAUGUCUCUAAUGGCACCCUUACACCCUAUAUAGUGCACUACUUUUGGCCAGAACCCUAUGGGUCCAGGUCAAAAGUAGUGCACUACAUAGGGUGUAUGGUGCUAUUUGGGAUGUAGACAACCUUCCUGUAUCCUAGGACUUGGUCACUAGUAGGGUGUUUCUAUCAUACAAAAGGCCCUAGUCCCCUGUACUUUCCAGUAAAAGACGGUGUUCCUUUUGAAUAUAAUUUGUUGUUUCAUGUCUUUGCACCUUUCCUUGGUCUUUUAAGCUGGUUUGUAAUUGAAUCUCACAACGAGAACAUUACUAUGGGAAACAAAUGUUUACAUUGCCAAAGCAAAUGAAAUGGACAACAAACAAAAGUGAAAUAAACAAGGAAAAGACCAUCAGAAACGAACAGUUAACAUUACUCACAAAAGUUUUUAAAGAAUAUAGACAUUUCAAAUGUUAUAUUAUUGGCACAGUGUUGCAACAAUGUCCAAGUAAUUGAAUUAUGAAAGGGAAAAUAAAUAAACAGAUAAAUACAGGUUGUAUUUACAAUGGUGUUUGUGCUCCACUUGUUGCCCCUUUCUUGAGGCAACAGGUCUCAAAUCUUACUGAUGUGGUGGCACACUGUGGUAUUUCACCUAAUAGACGUGGCCGUUUUAUCAAGAUUGGAUUUGUUUUCAUAUUCUUUCUGGGUCUGUGUAAUCGGUGGGAAAUAUGUCUCUCUAAUAUGGUCAUACAUUUGGCAGGAGGCUAGAACAUGCUGCUCGGUUUCUCUCUCUCUUAGAAUCAGUGUUUCAAUUGCUCGCCUUUGUAAUGUCCGUUAUUAUCUCCCAAAGCCUCUGUUUGAAUGUGGUACAAUGACCUAAUAUAUAUAUAAAUAUAUAGCACAUAGAACACACAUAUGUGCAGACACACACACACAUCAAUUGUGCAGACACACACACAUCAAAACAGUCCCUUACUCUAUUAGCCAUGCAUAGCUAGUAGCUAACCCCAGAUCAUUUAAACUGUAGAUACUGGUACACAUGAAGGGUUUUUCAUGAAAAGUGCUUGGCAUUUGGCCAAGGAGCAAGAGGAACACAAGGGGACACUCUCAUGAUAUACUGUGAUAUAAUCUUUGAAGUACUAUUUUUAUGGAUGCAAAAAAAUGUAUGUCACAUAUUUGUGAUGUCUGUCUAUUCGUAUCUUCCAAAAACAGGGUUUAGGAUGAAGUUCUUGUCAUUUGGUGUAGCAAAUUUCAACUUGUUAAAUCAAUAUUGUAGAUUUAAGAAAGCAUAUUGGAAAAUGUAGUAUCAGAUGAUUUCUCAUGCUUGGUUUGAUUCCGACAUGUUUGAAUAUGAUAAUCACUUUGAUUCGACCUCCUAUGUGUAACUGGAGGAGACAUGUAAAUUGAUAUGUACACCUUAGUAAGAACGUCUAUAGGAUUGAUGAUCCGUGGUGGAUGUCACUCUCUAGUAUUUUCUUCUCUCUUUCGUCCCUGUCAGUUCCAACCCUGGCGUUCCAAAAUGUGCAUAGAAAGAGUGAAACUGUUCACUUGUAUAUUUUUGUACAUGCAGGCCUCGCUUCUGAAUUAAACGUUUUUACCUCAAGUGAAGCUUGCAAAAGGACAAUG